CGGCAGCAAGCACACCACGCAUUGCAUUACCACAAGAACGGCGCAAACAAGAGAAGCGCAGGACAAGUAGCCAGACAGAGAAUUUAGAAGCCGCACACACGCGACGACCAAGAGACAUACAGUCGAAAUGGGCCUGUGUGUGUCAUACGACGCGGCGGCCGACGGCCCGGCGACGGCGAGGGUGGUUCUCCCCAGCGGCGAGCUCCGGGAGUACUCGCCGCCCGCAACGGCAGCGCUCGCGCUGGAGGAGGUCGGCGAGAAGGGGUGGUUCCUGUGCGACGCCGACAGGAUGGGGUUCGAGGGCUCCCUCGCGGCGGUGGCCGCCGGCGAGGAGCUCCAGCCGGGGCAGAUCUACUUCGUCCUCCCGAGCGAGAUGCUGCGCCGCCGCCUCGCCCCCGAGGAGGUGGCCUCGCUUGCCGUCAAGGCCAGCGCCGCCCUCGUCAAGGCCGCCACCGUGUCAUCAGCCGGCGGCCGGCGCCGGCGAGGCUCCGUGGCGCCGCUCGUGUUCGCGCCGUCCGAGGAGGACUACUCGGCCGAGGAUGCCUUCACCCUGGCGACGUUCGCUGCGAAGCCGACGGUGGCGCAGAAGCGGAGGGUGGCUUACCGAGGCGGCAGGUCGCCGCCGAGGUUCUCGCCCGACCUAACCGCCAUCUCCGAGAGCGAGUAGAGGUGCAUGGCACACGAGACUGCCAAAAAAAAAAGGGCGCAUCGUUGCACAUAGCCCUGCCUCGCCUGGCCCCGACUAACGCGUGGGCCCGUCCGCUGAUGCUAGAUCGGACGGCGGGGACGCGGAGAUAGACGCGGCAAAUGCUUCUUUUUUUUUUGAGUGGACGCGCGCGGCAAAUGCUUGAUAGGAUGUGGAUGUGUGGAGUGUGGGGUGGCCGUGGUAGAAAUAGUCGCGUCUUCGGCGUUGUUAAUUUAAACGCCAGAAGCACAAGGAAAUGCACAUACAGAUAUGCUUGUCAAUGUAAUGUAAAUACAGCGCCCGCAAAAAAAAUGUAGAUACUGUAUAAAUGUUUUGGAGUACGUAUGCUCGGUUACUGGCCUGAACUUUAA
This is a messenger RNA of Triticum aestivum (bread wheat), 1056 nucleotides long. RefSeq lists its product as uncharacterized. Bases 128 to 667 code for a protein of 179 amino acids. The record is from RefSeq and is a predicted model, not a curated record. The transcript has a single exon. Lineage: Eukaryota; Viridiplantae; Streptophyta; Magnoliopsida; Poales; Poaceae.